AUGCUUGCGCUUCUCCCAGUGUUGGCGUUAUUUUCGUACGGAGCUCUUGGUGUCCCUACAGAUCUUAUUGUUCGAGACGCUUCAACAGACCUUGUCGCCAGGAGUGUUGUAGAUGACUUCAAUAAUUUUAUCUCCAGUGUUUCAGAUAAAAUAAAUGUGGAUGAGAUCAAGCAAGGCAUCCUCCCGGAUUUCUUUUCAAAUAUUCCAGACGAGCAAGGAAUUAAGGAUCAACUGGGGCUCAACGACACUCAAAUCGAUGAGCUUCCUCUCGAAGUCUUAAACAUUCCUGGCUACGCAAACUACACAGGCCGCGGCUGGAACCUGCGUAUUCAUGGACAGGCAUACAAGCAGCCUCUCUCCCCAAGAACUACAGUCUCAAAUGUGACUCUUGAUAAGGCAGCAAAUGUUUUCCUUCCGGAUUUAGACAUAGACCAGCUGCAACCGCAUGAAAAAGACAAUGCGAGAAAUCUUACGAGCGCCAUUUUAUCUUUACCGCAGGAGGAUGUACAGUUGGUUUUCACAUUGAAUGUAGCAGAAGGUCAGAACUUCAGCGGCGGAUGGAACGGGGAAAUACAAUGGGGGAAGUUAACCGAUUCAAGAGGAGAAAUCGAUGGUUUUGUUCAACUUCCCGCGAGUGCGAAUGAUUUGCCACCUGGUAACACUACCACGCAAAUCACCAGGUUGGAUAUUCAUACAAAUGGCACUGACACUGGUAAUGCAACUGGCUACCUUGUACCCAACCAAGGGAUCACGAUCAUCUCCGACAUAGAUGACAUCCUGCGUGUUACCAAGAUCUACCAACCUCAAGAGGGCUUACUUAACUCAUUUGCUCGUGACUUCGUCCCUUGGUUAAAUAUGCCUUCUAUCUAUGACACUUGGUCGACUCAACACCCUGAGAACCCAUACCACUUCCAUUACCUCACUACUACACCAGAGCAAGCUACGAGGGUCUAUAUGCAGUUCAUAUAUCACACAUACCCUGUGGGAUCCUUUGACACCCGCCCUCUGAAUUUUACUACCGUCGAUCAGACAUUUUCCGUUAGGAAGACCUUGCUGAAUAAGAUUUUUGAGACCUUUCCGCAACGUCAGUUCGUACUUGUCGGUGAUACCACAAAUAACGAUGUGAUGAAGGAUUACCCAGAGUUGGUGACACGUUUUCCAGGCCAGGUUGCUUGCAUCUUGCUGCGGAAUACUUCCGCUACAGAUAGUGGAAAUAAGUUCCCCUAUGAUACAAGUGGAUUUGAGAACCUGAAACAGGAACAGUACAUGUUCUUUAACACACCGGAUGAUCUUACGGGACUUGAUUUCACGAGAGGAGACUGUCGGAAUAACAGUGCACAGCUGGGAACUGUAGAAUUUGGAUGGCAGGGGUUGCCUUUUGAUAGCAGUGCUAUUAGUAGGAAGGGAACAGCGACAGUGUGGUCUGCACUUUUUAUGAUGGUGAUUGCAGUAUUUUGGUGA
Messenger RNA from Morchella sextelata, 1461 nucleotides. RefSeq lists its product as uncharacterized. The transcript has 4 exons. The coding region runs from base 1 to 1461 and encodes 486 amino acids. The record is from RefSeq and is a predicted model, not a curated record. Gene Ontology annotation, cellular component: actin cortical patch. NCBI's taxonomy places the organism in Eukaryota, Fungi, Ascomycota, Pezizomycetes, Pezizales, Morchellaceae. Gene Ontology annotation, molecular function: phosphatidate phosphatase activity.